GCAGCUUCAGAACAAGUCGGCUUCCAAAAAGCGACAUCAUUUUCGGUAAUUUUACUUACUCUUGGCCAGCAAAGCGCUACGGCACCGGCUGUAUAAUACUAAGCGUAGUCCGAUUUCGCGCCGGCGGUGUGGUUUUUUUGUGUGCGCUUUGACCCUCCCUAUUCAACAGUGCUUUCUUGCCGCUUGCUGUGUUGUAUGAUGCAUAAUCGUUCAGACCGAUUGCCGUCGUCGAACUCGUGUUGGCAAGCCAUACAAUAGAACUAUUGUGCUCCUCGGACAACGCACUUGCACGGUAGAGAGGAAAACCCCUAAAUGCAACUGGAAGCAUUUGCUACACUUGCAUUACAACAACAGAAGGCCGUGCCUUACAGAAUUGCUUGUAAAACCGCGAACCCCGAAGGAAGCGGAGCUUAAAGAAGAUCCAAAAGAAAAAAGAGGCAAAAAGCAGCGCAUCGGCUGUCAUUUUGCAAAGCUGCAAACACGCACACAAACACACCAACAACGCACGGCUUGGAUAGUGGUUCUUCACCGAAGAAGUAACAAAUAGGAAACAAACGCGUAACCAACGACCGAAGUACGCCGCCAAAGGUGCGUCAUCGAGCGCGCUCCGAUUAGAUCGAGUGACCAUUGCCUGCUAGCAACAUUAUGCCGGACUACAGCGACCUGGACAGACAGAUCGAACAGCUGAAACGAUGCGAAAUUAUCAAGGAACACGAGGUGAAGGCACUGUGCGCAAAGGCUCGCGAAAUCCUCGUCGAGGAAGGCAACGUGCAGCGUGUUGAUUCACCGGUCACGGUGUGCGGUGACAUACAUGGCCAGUUCUACGAUCUUAAGGAACUUUUCAAGGUCGGGGGCGACGUGCCGGAGACGAAUUACCUGUUCAUGGGCGACUUCGUCGACCGAGGCUACUACAGUGUAGAAACAUUCCUGCUCUUGCUCGCCCUCAAGGUGCGCUACCCCGAUCGAAUCACGCUGAUCCGAGGCAACCACGAGUCGCGCCAGAUAACGCAAGUAUACGGGUUUUACGACGAGUGUAUCCGGAAGUACGGCUCGGUCACAGUGUGGCGCUACUGCACCGAAAUAUUCGACUACCUGUCCCUGUCGGCCAUCAUCGAUGGGAAAAUAUUCUGCGUACAUGGUGGCCUCUCUCCAUCCAUUCAGUAUUUAGAUCAGAUUCGUUCCAUCGAUCGCAAGCAAGAAGUGCCCCACGACGGCCCCAUGUGUGACCUCCUGUGGAGCGAUCCAGAAGACACCCAUGGCUGGGGCGUGUCGCCGCGAGGGGCUGGGUAUUUGUUCGGCUCGGAUGUAGUUUCACAGUUUAACGCCGCCAACGACAUAGACAUGAUAUGCCGGGCUCAUCAGCUCGUCAUGGAGGGCUACAAAUGGCACUUCAACGAAACUGUGCUCACAGUUUGGUCUGCCCCGAACUAUUGCUACAGAUGCGGCAAUGUAGCAGCUAUACUAGAAUUGAACGAAAACCUUCAGCGGGACUUUACUAUUUUUGAAGCGGCACCGCAGGAAAGUCGUGGUAUACCAUCUAAAAAACCACAGGCGGACUACUUUUUAUAAACUCAGAAAUCGUCGAAUUGUGUUCCGUUUUAUCUUUGUUUCCUCCCUGUACACUGUUAGAGCAGGAAAAGGAGCGUCCAUACAUAGAUUACGACAUUGACCCAUACAAAAGAAAAACUUACGAAUAAUUUAUACCUUUCGUACGCGACGUGCUCCUUCUUUCGCUCUGUUACCGGUGUCUUAAUAUAUAUAUUUUUCGAAUGUACAGCGUGUUUAUCGUCCUUUCUACCACUUGCGACAUGUAUCCAAUUCUUCUAUGUAACAUUGUAUGUUAUUGCCCCGUGUAGAAGAAAUCGAGAUUAUCGUAAAGCAGUUAAAAAUAUUUGACUGAUAUUUGCUCUACUUUUAAAGAAAGACUAAGAACAACCCUUGCUUAUUGCUAUUAUAUUUUACCAUCCCAUUAAGAAACCGCCAACUAUGUUAUCGAAAAGGUAUUAUGAAGCGGAACAGAAAAAAAAAAUGAAGCGAAAGAGAGAUUUAGCACAGAGGGGGAUUUUUAAGGUGAUUAGAUGAAACAAAGCCUGUACUGUAAACAAUAAUAAACUAAGAAAGGCAACGGACAAUUGUCGUGCUUGACUA
Anopheles coustani is the source of this 2148-nucleotide messenger RNA. RefSeq names its product serine/threonine-protein phosphatase 4 catalytic subunit (gene Pp4-19C). Gene Ontology annotation, biological process: peptidyl-serine dephosphorylation; double-strand break repair via homologous recombination. The coding region runs from base 646 to 1569 and encodes 307 amino acids. The transcript is spliced from 3 exons. Gene Ontology annotation, molecular function: protein serine/threonine phosphatase activity. The record is from RefSeq and is a predicted model, not a curated record. Gene Ontology annotation, cellular component: nucleus; cytoplasm. NCBI's taxonomy places the organism in Eukaryota, Metazoa, Arthropoda, Insecta, Diptera, Culicidae.